AGCCGGAUCGGGCAUGAUCCAGAUUUGCAUCCGGCUGCAUCAAGAUCCAUCUGCGAACCAUGGCCCAGAUCCUCGACUCGCUGUCCAAGGGCUGUUUCCUGGUCCCGCCAUCGAAGUCCGCCGACACCUCCAUCCGAGACUCCAAGCUGAUCUCGGGAUUCCAAAAGCUGAACGGCGGACAAGAGCAUCCAUCUUUGGUGCUCCAACGGCUUGAUCGAUACACUUCCAAGUGGGACGAAAUCCGGGCAGAGGCUGAGAGCUUGAUCGUCAAAGUGAACGACCAGACAUUCCAAGACUUGGAUGAAUUCAUCUCCAAGAGCAACACGGAUGUCGGCGAUAGCAACAGCAUCCGCCUCCCAGUCCGUGAGCUACCCACAGCCUUGGUGUUUGCCGGAACAAACAUCUCGGACCACACCCCUGUAUUCAAGCAAAUCGCUUCACAGACCCUCGAGAGCGGCCGAUGCGAUCGAGUGGCGAUGCUCUACUCCAAGGACUGUCCCAACCUCAAAUCGAUUCUUUCAAACAUGAUUGAGCAAAUUAUCGGCCGCCAGAAGGCGCUAGAGACUGAGACGGUGGCGGCCGAUGACGAGGACGACGAUAUCACGGACUUAUUCGCCAGCAAACGUGGCAUUUGUAGCGUGGCAACCGACGACAUACAGCUGCUGCUGGGAUGGCACGCAGAAUGGACUGCUGGCAAGUCCAGAGAUGGCAAGCUCGUCUUGAUUGUCCCCGACUUUGAGGGCUUUGAUACAGUCGUUCUCCACGACUUUAUUCGCAUCUUGAGCUCAUAUCAACACACCCUGCCUUUCGUGCUGAUCUUGGGCAUCGCAACAUCAAUGAGCGCCAUCCACCAAGCCUUUCCGAGAUCGGUCCUGUCGCUGCUGAGAACACAAACCUUCACAAUUGAGCAGUCCACCACAUACAUCAACAAGAUCGUCGAGCAUAUCUUCAUUCGGAGGCAUCGGGGCAUGAAGUUGUCGUUUUCGUCGUUUCACAACAUGCUCGACGACUUCAACUUGUGCUCGAGAUCGGCCAAAUCGUUCAUGAACUCGCUGCAGUACUCUUUGAUGGACCACUACUACUCGAAUCCACUCAGCAUCCUCACCGACGUGGACCCGGAGGACGACCAAGAACUCGAAAAGGUGCUGAAUCUUAUGAACGAAGAGUGCAUCGUAAUGAUUCGGAUGCUGGGCUCAUUCAAACGACAUAUUGAGGGUCUUUGUGAAAACGGCGAGCUCACGGAGGCUCGCAAUCUCCUGGAAGACGACGAGUAUCUGCUGCAAGCCGUCAGCGGCUAUCUCUCGGAACUUGAGGCAUACCACCAAAGAUUCGAUGCUGCAUUUCGCCUGCUCCUGCGGAUUCAGGAUUCGGCACCUCCGACUUUCCGCAGACCAAUCCGAACGCUGUACUCGAAGAGCCUCGAGCCACCAGGUCUCGGGCAGUCGGCUCACAUUCGCGAGCUUAUGCUUGUUAUGAGAAAAAUCAAGUCAGCAGAACUUCGCGAGUGUCUGAGCGACUGUAUCCACAUUCUGGGCGACUUUCGGGACAUUGACUCGCUCCUUCCAAACUUCAGGACAAAGCUCAUCGAUCUGCUCGCCGACUACGACCGCAUUCGCCAGCAGGAACGUGAGGACGCCGAGGACGAUGACGAUGACGGUGACGAAGACGAGUCAUCAGAUGAGGAGGACGGCAACUUUUUGAAGCUUGGAACCUUGAAGCGACUUGCCGAAGAGACGUCCAAGCUCAAGUCGCGGAGGACCACUGUGGUCUCGAAACGACUUAAGCCCCUCAUUGAUCUCGAAGAGAUCGACAAAGAUAGCAUCGAGUAUGUUUCGAAACGGGCCGCGGCCGAGUUCCAGGAUUUGUUCAGCCAGACACUCAAGCCACCAUCGUCAAUUCCGCUAUAUGAGAUUGUGUAUCACAUGCAUCCCGGUCGGAUAGAGAAGGCGUUCCAUCCGUUUCCUCGAGCAACUAUCCAGACUGCCCUCAACCACAGCGACUACUAUCUCGAAUUUGGCGUAGACGUUUCAGCACCUGAAACAGAAGCCAGUGACAGAGGCAAACCUACGAACGUCUCUAUGGCAUCGGACACCAGUAUCGCUUACAAGCUCUACCUCGAAUGUGGCCGACUCAUCAAUCUCUACGACUGGUACCUGGCUUUUGGAGCGAUUCUGGAGCAGCACGCCAGCUCGGGAACCACUGCGGUGCUCUCAGGCGACCCACAGCUCUCCCAAAGUGAAGUCCACGCCCGCUUCAUCAAGGCCAUCACUGAGCUGCAGUUUAUGGGAUUCAUUCGCCCAACAAACAAGAAGGUCGACCAUGUCACCCGGCUGACGUGGGAGUCGCGCUGAUUCCGCCAUAGCCUCGAUGGCAGGGCAAGCCAUCCACAUAUGCAAAUCUGCAUCACCGCAAUAUAU
Messenger RNA from Polychytrium aggregatum, 2417 nucleotides. RefSeq names its product origin recognition complex subunit 3 N-terminus-domain-containing protein. Gene Ontology annotation, biological process: DNA replication; DNA replication initiation. Bases 60 to 2351 code for a protein of 763 amino acids. Lineage: Eukaryota; Fungi; Chytridiomycota; Chytridiomycetes; Polychytriales. The transcript has 16 exons. Gene Ontology annotation, molecular function: DNA replication origin binding. The record is from RefSeq and is a predicted model, not a curated record. Gene Ontology annotation, cellular component: DNA replication preinitiation complex; nuclear pre-replicative complex; nuclear origin of replication recognition complex.